AUGUCUAUUCGCAAUGAUAGCCGCUGGGCCGCGCCGGAGAGACAGCCGGCCGUCACAUGUCUGUCAGUUCAGCUCAUUGAACUCAUUACACAAUUGGAAACUCCUUCCCUCCACCUCGGACCUAAGCACCGAGACAAUCAUUGUUAUUAUACCCUCAGUACAGUUAUAAAAGGGCCAUUAGAUCCUUUAUAUCUCAAAGAUCAGUUAUUCCAAGAAGAUGAGCAUAUAAACAAGGCAAUGAGGUUUGUUGGUUUUUUGAUCAGUCCCAAGUUUAAAGAAAUUAUUUGGGAAAUAGAAGAUAUGAAUGAAUUUCAAGAGGCCUAUGCGUUUUUAGAAGAAAAAGGCUACGACAUGAAAUUCGUGAUUGAUGCAAUUAAUUCAGACUUAAAUUUGCCUCCAUUCAAACCGCAGCCUAUUGAAAGGUAUGACAGUGGGGUUUCUGGCUUUCUAGCUGCAGUUAUGGGCUCUGUACCGAUCGAAGAUGUGAAAACUCUAUUCAAAAAUAAAUUAGAAAAUAAUGCAGAAUUUAAGGGUCUGUUUGAAAUUGUGAGCUCGUCGGAAUUCAAGGAUAUUUUAAAAAGGAUGUCAAGAAAUGCAAAAUUUUCUGAAUUUAAAAAUACAUUCGAGAGUUAUGGAGUUGACUUUGAAUUCGUUUGCGAAAUACUUAAGGAAGUUUAUACCGAUUACGACGGCAUCUUUUGUGAUCAAUAA
This is a messenger RNA of Danaus chrysippus (African queen), 711 nucleotides long. The record is from the annotation of a GenBank genome assembly. NCBI's taxonomy places the organism in Eukaryota, Metazoa, Arthropoda, Insecta, Lepidoptera, Nymphalidae.